Messenger RNA from Lemur catta (Ring-tailed lemur), 2848 nucleotides. It is a transcript of the gene LAS1L, whose product is annotated as LAS1 like ribosome biogenesis factor. Gene Ontology annotation, biological process: maturation of 5.8S rRNA; maturation of LSU-rRNA. Bases 859 to 2655 code for a protein of 598 amino acids. Gene Ontology annotation, molecular function: endonuclease activity. The record is from RefSeq and is a predicted model, not a curated record. Gene Ontology annotation, cellular component: Las1 complex; preribosome, large subunit precursor. The transcript is spliced from 13 exons. Lineage: Eukaryota; Metazoa; Chordata; Mammalia; Primates; Lemuridae.
GAGGCAAGUGAUACGCAAAGCUUGGCUUCAGGUGCCACCUGAAGGAAAACCCUGCGUGUGGGUCAGCCUGUGAUUAUUGCUUGACUUGACAGCUUUUGGUACCCCCGUCAACACAUUCUUCUUUUUCUUCCCUUUUCCUGAAAGCCUUCUCUCUUCCAUUUUUCUUUCCUUGGAAUAUGGGAGUCGAGGGGCGUUCAGAGCAGGUGAUCUCUCUAUGGGUCUGAUAUUUUUUUCUUCCCCUUUAACUCAUCACCCAGAGGAACUUUUCUGAGUUGGUCUAUGUCCUUGCCUGUGAUUUAAUGUGGACUUUCCAACCCUACCCCCAUCUAUACCUAGCACCACCCUUUUCCCCUUCUCUCCCCCAUGAACACUAAAAAGUUGCUGAGUUGUGAAAGUGGAGUUCAGAGUUCCUGACUUACAAAGUGACUCAUAGUGGUUCUAGCUGUCUCAUACACAUUGGGAAAAAGGUUCCCACUGAGUUUUUUCAUCCGUCAAAGUCUUUGCUCAUCUCAUAUACUGUUCCUCUUGUCUGCUUUGAGAGCCUUCCUUGCUUUUCUUACCUUCUCCCUUGUGCUACACAUUAUCAUCUGAUGUAGUCUUUUGUAGCAUUUAUAGUAUAUUACAUUUUAGUGUAAUAUGUUAUUAUGUCAUGGUUAUUUAUCCUAGACCGAACUCUUCAAUGCCAGAGCAGCAUCCUAUUCAUCUGUAUGGCUUCAGUACAGGGCAGACUCUCAGUUUGUGAAUCUUAUCUCGGAGAGGAAGACAAAGUUUUCCAGGCUCCCUCUCAAGUUCCUGGCUCAGGAGGUGAACAUUCCGGAUUGGAUUGUCGAACUUCGCCAUGAGUUGACCCACAAGAAAAUGCCUCAUAUAAAUGACUGUCGCAGAGGGUGCUACUUUGUCCUGGAUUGGCUCCAGAAGACCUACUGGUGCCGCCAACUGGAGAACAGCCUGAGAGACACCUGGGAGUUGGAGGAAGAUGGGGAAGAGACAGAUGAAGAGAACCAGGAGGAAGAUGAGAACCUCAUUGUCGAUGACAUCACAGAACAGAAACCAGAGCCUCAGGACAAUAAGAAAGAUGAAGACUCAGCUGUCAGGGAUAAUGGUGACAGCAAAGGCAGUGAAGACAUGGAUUCUUCUUACAAAAAGGCUCUGAGACAUAAAGAGCUAUAUGAAAGAGCCCGAGAACUGCUGGUGUCAUAUGAAGAGGAACAGUUUAAGGUGCUGGAGAAAUUUAGGCUUUUACCUCAGUCCAUUAAGGUGUGGAAUAACCCGUCCCCACGUGUAGAAUGCAUCCUGGCAGAGCUCAAGGGCAUUACAUGGGAGAACAGGGAGGCUGUGCUCGAUGCUUUUCUAGAUGACGGCUUUCUCAUCCCCACAUUUGAGCAGCUGGAAGCUUUGCAGAUAGACUAUGAAGAUUGUCAGACUGAGGUCCAGAGAGGGGAAGGUACUGAUGCAAAGUCACACAAAAACAUGGACUUGGGUGACAUCCUGGUGCCAAAGCCAUUCUCUCAGUUCUGGCAGCCCCUGCUCAGGGGCUUGCACUCCCAGACCUUCACACAGGCCCUGCUGGAGAGGAUGCUCUCUGAGCUGCCAGCCUUGGGGGACAGCGGGAUCCGAUCCAGCUACAUCCUCAGAUGGACUGUUGAACUGAUCGUGGCCAACACCAAGACUGGACGGAAUGCUCGCGGAUUUUCUGCAAACCAGUGGGAAGCAAGAAGGAGCUGGAGGCUGUUCAGCUGCUCCGCCUCCCUUGACUGGCCCCGGGUGGUGGAGUCCUGCUUGGGCUCACCUUGCUGGGCCAGCCCCCAACUCCUUCAGCUCAUCUUCAAAGCCAUGGGGCAGGUCCUGCCAGACGGGGAGCAGGAGAAGCUGCUGCGCAUCUGUUCCAUUUAUACCCAGAAUGGAGAAAACAGUUUGGUGCAGGAGGGCUCCGAGGCCUCUGCCAUUGGGAAGUGUCCGUAUACGCUGGACAGCCUGUAUUGGAGCCUCAAACCAGCUAGCUCCAGCCUCAGGUCUGAAGCAAAGGCCCAGCAGCAGCAGGAGGAGCAGGGCAGCAUUCUUGAUGUCAAGGAAGAGGAGAAGGAAGAGAAAGAGGUCUUUCAAGACCAGGUGGAAGAGGAAGAAGAGGAGGAAGAAGAAUAUGAUGACCAGGAGGAAGAGGAAGGAUAUGAAGAGGAUGACGAAGAUGAUGAUGAAGAUGAUGAUGAGGAUGAUGAGGAUGAUGAUGAAGAUGACGAUGAAGAUGAUGAUGAAGAGGAAGACAGAAUGGAGGUGGGGCCUUUCUCUACAGGGCAGGAGUCCCCCACUGCUGAGAUUGCCAGGCUCCUGGCUCAGAAAAGAGAAGCUCUGCAGGGUUCUGCAUGGCAGGUUAGCUCAGAAGAUGUGCGAUGGGACACAUUCCCCCUAGGCCGAAUGCCAGGUCAGACCGAAGACCCAGCAGAGCUCAUGCUGGAGAAUUAUGACACCAUGUAUCUUUUGGACCAGCCUGUGCUAGAGCAGCGGCUGGAACCACCAAUGUGCAAGACUGGCACCCUGGGCCUGACCUGUGGUGUUGGCAGUGGCAACUGCAGCAACAGCAGCAGCAGCAACUUUGAAGGCCUUCUCUGGAGCCAGGGGCAGCUGCAUGGGCUCAAAACUGGCCUGCAGCUCUUCUGAUGCCAGCCCUGGUGCAAGUGUUCAUCCAGCCCUGCCAGGGCAAUAGCCCAUGCCCCAGUGUACCUGAUGCUCCCUGAGACAACCUGAGAGACAACCCGGAUCAGCCACAUCAACGCAGCUUUCCACCACAGUGGAAUUUUGAAUGUCUUUUGGGUUUGUUUUGUUUUGAAAAACAAUAAACAGGUAAUUGUCA